Spinacia oleracea (spinach) is the source of this 744-nucleotide messenger RNA. RefSeq lists its product as uncharacterized. The transcript has 4 exons. The coding region runs from base 107 to 427 and encodes 106 amino acids. The record is from RefSeq and is a predicted model, not a curated record. NCBI's taxonomy places the organism in Eukaryota, Viridiplantae, Streptophyta, Magnoliopsida, Caryophyllales, Amaranthaceae.
CCUAGCGCUCAUUUCAGUUUUCAACUUCUCACUUCACCACCGCCUUCAGGCUCCAUCUCCUUCAUUUACCUGUACUGCUAAGAAAUUCUGCCAUUUCUCAUUGGAGAUGCAAGUUUCAUCACCUGCUAAUUUGUUUUCCCUUGCUGUUUGUGUCAAUCUUACUCUAUCUCGCUACCCCUCUCUCCUCUCCAAUGUUAUAACACAUGUAACUUCUCUCAGAUUGCAGACCUUGUUCGACCAUAUGGGUGGAUUUUGUAUCUUCUAUUUUGCAAUUUUAGGUCUUGUGGAAGGAGUUCAAGAACGACUACUUAGGUUCAUAACCUAUAUUUGCUUCUCUGGAAUCAGAGUUUCAUCUCAUUUCAGGUUAUUGGUGUCAAGUCACACAUCUCCCAAUUUGGUUUUGACAUUGACUCAAUCCGUGAGAUGAUAAAUGGACUGGUGGCCAUUUGAAGAUUAUGGUGGUGGAAGAAAAGAAUCAAGGGAUGCAUGCAUAGCUCCUUCAACUAUGAAGCUCAUAUUCUUGAAGUUAUAGGCUUUGAGUGACCUUCCUUUGUUUUGAAGAUGACAUUUUAGAAUAAUAAGUUGGAAUUAUCUAACAGACGUGAUGUUUUGGUAGUAAAUUUUUGUUUUUGAGAUACUAGCUAAUAAAUAGUUUCGAUAAUGUGUAAAUUUAAUUCGAUGAUAUAUUUAAAGUGAGUACGUAUUAUUAUAUAAAUUAAUAUAAUUAGCAUCGCUUUCAUCAUC